Messenger RNA from Brassica oleracea var. oleracea, 684 nucleotides. Its product is annotated as probable leucine-rich repeat receptor-like protein kinase At1g35710. The transcript has 5 exons. The record is from RefSeq and is a predicted model, not a curated record. Bases 1 to 684 code for a protein of 227 amino acids. Gene Ontology annotation, molecular function: protein binding. Lineage: Eukaryota; Viridiplantae; Streptophyta; Magnoliopsida; Brassicales; Brassicaceae.
AUGCCUCACGGCCAAGGAGGUGGAACAUUAACAACAUUGAUGGUUGAGUUGUUGACUUUUAUGCAGCUUGAAGGAUGGAAAACUUUCAGCUUCUUCGCGGAUGCGAUGCUCGGCCCUGUUGAUUUCUUGUCUCUGCAAGCGAUUCGUAAAUCUCUCCAUGAUUUGCCUGGUUCCAAUUUCUUCCACUCAUGGGACUUCAACUCUGAUCCCCGCGGCUUCGCUGGAAGCCGGUUCACCCGGAUAAAAGACCUCCGUUUCUUAGCAAUCAGUCGGAAUUUCAUCUACGGGGAGAUUCUGGCGAGUCUCGGCGAGGUUCGCCGUCUCAGAACGCUCGAUUUGAGCUACAAUCAGCUAACGGGAACUAUUUCUCCGUCCAUCGGAUACUUACCGGAACUCUCCAAUUUGAUUCUCUGCCACAAUCACUUAACUGGAUCAAUCCCUCCGUUUCUCUCGCAAUCGCUAACCCGAAUCGAUCUCAAACGCAACAGCCUCACCGGUUCAAUCUCUCCUGCGUCUCUCCCUCCAUCGUUGAGAUAUUUAUCACUCGCUUGGAACCAAUUAACCGGACCGGUUGACAGAGUUUUACUCCAGUUAAACCAGGUUAACUACCUCUCUGACAUCUCUGACACAGGGUUUGCUUUUGUGAUUGGAGAGAAUGAGAAAGUGUUGAGAUAUGUGGAGUGA